Messenger RNA from Silurus meridionalis, 2873 nucleotides. It is a transcript of the gene inpp5ja, whose product is annotated as inositol polyphosphate 5-phosphatase K. Gene Ontology annotation, molecular function: phosphatidylinositol-4,5-bisphosphate 5-phosphatase activity; phosphatidylinositol-3,4,5-trisphosphate 5-phosphatase activity. Lineage: Eukaryota; Metazoa; Chordata; Actinopteri; Siluriformes; Siluridae. The record is from RefSeq and is a predicted model, not a curated record. Gene Ontology annotation, cellular component: plasma membrane; cytoplasm; ruffle. Gene Ontology annotation, biological process: phosphatidylinositol dephosphorylation; negative regulation of peptidyl-serine phosphorylation.
GUAAAAUACAGUCAGGGACUGGAGUAUGGACAGUGUUGAUAGAUCCAGCACUGACUGGCCAGAGCUGCUCGUUCCUGAUGCAGUCCACAGGAGCACCAAGGCUUAGCCCCUCUUCAGUUCCCAUCCUGCCCCCUCCGGCUUCAGUCUGCCCCACCACGAAGACAUUAAACCCUACACUCAGCACUGCCAAUAUAUCAGAUACAUCCCAGAAGGAACGUGGAAUCCCAGCAUCCACUGCUUCAGUGUCCGGCUCUGUUAGCAUCAGCCGACCCAGGCCUGCUGCCAGAUCUGGGGUAAAAUCCCCCCGAACUGUGGACCCCCCUGCUAUUUUACCCGUUAUUCCAGCAGCAAGCUCUACAUCUCAGACACCUACAGAUAUGCUACAAGGACAUCGCAGUCCACAAAAUUCUCAACUUGGACCAAAAGAUGCUCAGCUAAAUUCAAAUACAAACACCCAGUUCAGCCCCAGCACCAAGCCAAACUCAUUAACGUUCCCUAGUCCUCCUGUACAAGCUGGACGGAGUUCGAGUCUUCUUCCUAAAGCAAGCAGUCAUUCCACUUCUUUUCCACAACCCAACCUCCAGAGCCAAACACCGGAGCCCAUUCUCAUAAGUCCUGGCACUGCAGAAAAAGCGACACACAAGAAGCCGUCCAAUGAAGACGGAGAUUUUAGGAUUCACAUUGUCACGUGGAACGUUGGCUCAGCGAUGCCACCCGAUGACAUCAGCGGGCUGUUCGGCCCGGGAGUCAGUGACGGGAGCACAGACAUGUUUAUUGUUGGGCUGCAGGAAGUGAGCUGUAUGAUUAAUAAGAGGCUGAAGGAUGUGCUCUUCGUAGACCAGUGGAGUGAGCUGUGCAUGGACACACUCGGACGUUUCGGUUACGUGCAGGUGGCAUCUCAAAGGAUGCAGGGAGUUCUGCUGCUGGUUUUCUCCAAGUUUUGCCACUUGCCAUUUCUACGUGGGAUCCAGACCCAAAGCACACGAACCGGCCUCGGUGGCUGCUGGGGGAAUAAGGGUGGAGUGAGUGUGAGGAUGAUGAUGUUCGGUCACCCCAUGUGCUUCCUAAACUGCCACCUGCCGGCUCACAUGCGGAACCUGGAGCAGCGCAUCGAGGACUUUGAGAGCAUCCUGCAGCAGCAGCAAUUCGAAGGCGGUGCUGCCGUGGGUGUGCUGGACCACGAUGUCGUGUUCUGGUUCGGUGACCUGAACUUUCGCAUCGAUGACUACGAUAUCCACGUGGUGAAAAGUGCAAUCGAGAACAAUAAGCUGUCUGUGCUCUGGGAGAAAGAUCAGCUCAACAUUGCAAAAAAGAGCGAGUCUGUGAUGGACGAGUUUAUGGAAGGACCUCUGAAUUUUCCACCAACCUACAAGUUUGAUGUGGGAACGCAUACGUAUGACACAAGUGCUAAGAAAAGGAAACCUGCAUGGACAGACCGAAUCCUGUGGCGUCUCCGCAGGACGGGUUCCCCCGUGCCGUCCCAUAAUGCCGCUCUGCAGCGGGGUCUUACCUCGUGGCUUGGUGGGGCCACACAGGUCACGCAGUGCUUUUACCACAGUCACAUGGGCUACACCGUUAGCGACCACAAACCUGUCUCCGCCCUUUUUUCUCUGCAUUUUCCCUUUAAGCUGGAUCUGCCAUUAGUCAAACUGGAGGUAGAAAAGGAGUGGACCAAAGUGUCGGAUGCGACAACCAAGUUUACUACAGCAUCAGGUUUCCAGAGAAGCUCCUGGGACUGGGUGGGAUUGUACAAGGUGGGCUUCAAACACCACAAGGACUAUGCAGCCUAUGUCUGGGCCAAAUCUGACCAUUCCACUCAGGUGACUUUUCCAGAAGAGGAUUUGCCAAGAGACGCAGGAGAAUACGUGCUGGGUUACUACAGCCACAACACGAACAGCAUUGUGGGAAUUACAGAGCCAUUCCAGGUUCACUUACCUGUCUGUUCCCCUCCUGCCCCACCGUACCCGUCUCACUCAGACAGUUCGGAUGCGAGCUCAGAGGACGACAGCACUCUGGUCCUGUUGGCAUCCAGCUCACGCAGCCCAAGUCCCAGGACAUGCUCCACUAAACGCCAGAAGCAGCACCACCGCAGUCGCAGCCCGGCCGUCCCCGCUCUGCAGUCCCUAAGUCAAAUCCAGAGACUCCCUGUUUCACCCCGCCAGGCCAUGAACACCAGGAAGGAGCGUCUGUUUUCCCCUGAGUCCCCCUCUCUUAGUCCUCUGAGCCCUGCCAAUGGCAUCAGUGUCCCAGAAGCACUUGUUGUUGCCAUCCUGGGGGAACACAGACCACCUCAGGGUCAGAUCCCAGCGAAGAGCGGCGACUCUAACCGAUGACCACGCAAUUUGCUGAUCAAGACUUAUAGAAUGCCAUUACAUAACAGCUACAAUGAGUGAGAGUCGUGUUUUCUUUUUAGACGUAGCACUUACCUGUUGCUGUGUCACACUGCAGUCUGUUUUUUGCGAAAUCAUCUCUUCAAAUCAGUGCCGGUUCAAGCCUUGCUAUUGGGCCUCGUCCUCUCUCAUCACAGUCUGCUGUGCUUUUGAGCUUUUUGAGUAUUAAACGGUAGCUAGCUUCUAAAUGUUUUGGGCAGAGUGCUUUCAAAUGUCUCUCUAGCCGCUGGACAUGUCUGCGAGGUCCAUGCUUUUUGAUUACUUUGUGUGGAGCUAUAGGCUGUUUCUCUUAGAAAAUGCUUUCACCUGGAAUGAUCAGAAUACAUUUGGUUCUGUGUGUCAAAUAUUAACAUGUUCUUAAAUUUAGCAUAUCAGCACGAGUUCAUCCCUCUCGAGAUAAAAAGAAUGGCAUUCACCCAUAUUUCCGGAAAUUUCUAAUUUUUCUCUGAAUAAAAACAUAAUAAAAUCCAUUAAUUCAAAGCA